Cetraspora pellucida is the source of this 315-nucleotide messenger RNA. NCBI's taxonomy places the organism in Eukaryota, Fungi, Glomeromycota, Glomeromycetes, Diversisporales, Gigasporaceae. The record is from the annotation of a GenBank genome assembly.
AUGUUGGAACAUAUGUCUACAAAUUUAAAAAUAAAAGACUCUGAAACUCCAAAUGAAACAAUUUUUGCUGCCAAAAAUAUUAAAACUGGAAGCUACUAUGAAAACAUUGCUGUAGAGAGGAAAAGAAAAGGUAACAAUAAGUGGGAAGGUAAUAUGAAUGAGUUGGCACAACAAAUCCAAAAUAUGACAACCAAUUAUGCUAAACUCACAGUCAUAUUAACUAUUCAAGCUAAAGUUAAUAAGUCAUGUCCAAGACUACUCACAAGAGUAAAUGUGAUAGUUAUAUCUUAUCAGUGUAAUGAAAAAGGCCACUAA